UAAAGGCUGCACAGGGUUAACUUUUCUCUCCUCGACUCCUUGCGCUUAUCCUCUCAUAAUGAGAUAUGCCUGCCAGGCAUAGCCAACCGUAUAAGCCAGGCGGAUUCUUCAGCGCAAACAACGAAAUGCCGUUAAUUUAAAAGACUGGAGGUCGUUGUCUACAUCUAGUAUUUCUGUUUAAAGCGUUGCUGGAAUGGACCGCUAUAGCCUAAUUGUCAACGUCUUCGGCGCCUGUCGAAACGACCUUGAUACAGGGGAGGCCUGUUUGAAUAUGUCUGCCGAUAUGCGAGGAUGCUCGACUCACUCAAUUUAAACUAUGUGGAUAACGCUUUGUCAUGGACCGCUAGAUUUUCAUCAUUGUAGGCUAUCAGGUGAGAAUGGGACAGACGUCAUAUUACUCGAAGUAUUUCUCUAACCAGUGGAAUAGGCUAUAGCCUAUAGUCCCCAUAGCCUACUUCGAGGCUGAAUUAUCUCAGCUGUGAACCAUGUGUUAGCUUUCUGGAUUAGUCAUGGCUAUCAUCACAUGUUUAUUCAACGACAUUGUGUGAUAGAAUAGGUUCUUCAUUUACACUAGUAAGGUAUAACCUUAUUUCGCUGACAUCAUGGCCGAUCAGAGCAGUAUUCAGUCUGCUGCUUCGAAAAGUAUACGCCCAUUUAAAUCAAGUGAGGAAUAUCUCUAUGCCAUGAAGGAAGAUCUAGCUGAGUGGCUGAACAUGCUGUACGACUUGGACAUUUCUGCAGAGACGUUUAUGGAGAGCUUGGAGACUGGUUGUGCUCUCUGCCGUCAUGCCAACAACGUAAACCGUGCAGCGCUAGAUUUUGUAUCGUCCUUCCCAAAGACAACACUACGGAUGCCAAAGAAAGAUGUGGUUUUCCAGUCUCGUAACGUCAUGCCAGGCUCAUUUCUGGCCCGGGACAACGUGUCAAACUUCAUCGGAUGGUGUCGUCAAGAAUUGGGGAUCAAAGACGUGCUGAUGUUUGAAACCAAUGAUUUAGUUGAGAGGUGUAAUGAGAAGAAUUUUGUGUUAUGUUUGCUGGAAGUUGCGCGCCGCGGUGCCAAAUUUGGAAUGCUGGCCCCUAUGCUGAUUCAGCUCGAGGAGGAGAUUGAAGAGGAGAUUCGGGACCAAGAGAAUUUAAGGAAGCAGAGUCCUCCCAGGAAAACUGUAAGUCGAAAGGACAGUGUUGAAGACCUACACCCACCUUUGUUGGAUCAGUGGCAUCAGAAACAAAGAGUGCUGUGUGAUAUGCGCAACUUGGACGAGCUGGUCCGUGACAUUUUGGGCCAGUGCUCUUGUCCUGCCCAAUUCCCCAUGAGCAAAGUUUCAGAGGGGAAAUAUAAAGUUGGUGAUUCCAGUGCUCUGAUCUUCAUUAGGGUCCUGCGUACUCAUGUGAUGGUUCGUGUGGGAGGGGGCUGGGACACAUUAGAGCACUACCUGGAUAAACAUGAUCCUUGCCGCUGCACUGCUUUUGCUCACCGCUAUCAGCAGGCUAAAGCUGGUGGUCAAGGUUCCCACAGCAAGUCCUCUAGUGCCCAUUCUUCACGUUCCACUAGCCCUGGGCCUCACUGGCGAAAUGAAAGUAUUGCCUCUAGGACUUCUGAGAGGCAAUCCUUGGAUCCCUCCGGAACCUCCUCAUCUCCUUGUCGACAGGGCCGCUCCCACCGUCCUUCCAUUUUAACAGAGAGGGAAUUCAGUACAGGCUGUACACCCACACUCUUGUCACGGCCAAGCCGGGACCAUUCGGAACCUCGACACUUCAAGCCUUUCAGGAAUAAAGAAUCGUUAGUGCCAGUGACACGGAGGCUGUCUGGUGGCAGUGACUCAUCAACAACGUCUUCCAAAGGCAGCUGUGGUCUACGUGCAGGUGGAGAGGAAAUGGUUCUGCUUGUCAAUCGCAAGGAGGGACGGCAUGUGAUUGAAAGGGUUGGUGGACAGGAUGAGUUUGCUGUUCCGCAACCUCCUCAGGCACGUACAAGAAACACUUCUCGAGACCGCCCCACACAGACAUCCCAAUCUCCCCGUCGUCACAGCCCACUUCACGUGUAUACAGAGGGCCAUCAAACCACACCUUCUGAACAGAACCAUUCUCAGUGCCCUGAGAGUCCAUGUCAUCUCCAGACUACUCACUCUCCCAGUCAAGAUAAGAGGUUGUCUUCCCGUAGUUGCAAUAGUAUGGAGGAUUUGCGUGCUAAGCAAACAACUUCUAUCUGUUGUAGGGCUAGUGGUGGUAGUGGUAACUCCUGGAGACCGAUUUCCACCACUGCCUCCACUUCCCCAGUCAGAGGAGCUUCCUGUAAUAGGAGUGGAAGCCCUGCAAAGAAAGGAUUGACGACACCUCGUCCUCCAUUACAAACACCAUCUAUUGGCAAGGGUAAACUGCUACCGCCUGUGUCACAGCCAGGACGACAUUCUCCACAGUCAUCUUAUCGCUCUUCCCAUCACCACAAUCAUCCUCCAAGAUCCCCACGUUCCCAGAACUCUCGUACAUCUUCACGCACCCAGAGAAGUAGAUCUAACCCAAGGCCCUCUCUUCGGACUGAAUCCCAGGAUGGGCCAUCAGGACAGGGUUACAGUUUACAACAUUUACCCAGCUUGGAUCCCCAGAAGGAAGAAGACCUGUACCGUAGCUUUGAGGCAGAGUAUCUGGCCAACACUCAGCAACAGCUGGCCAGGUCUGGUCCAGACAGAGGUACAGUGAGGAAGGACAUACUUCCAAUUUCCCAACAGUUACAAGAGCAGCACUUUACCCUGUGUGUCCUUCCUACACCAACCAUGGGGGAUUUGAAUGUGACAGAUUCAGCCUACUCCUCCUCUUGUUCCUCCACUUCCUCUCUAAAUGUUGGGGGGAAACCGUUUGGACUAUUUCCAGACCUGAAAGAGGUGAAAAAGACUAAACAACAGCCGUGUAUCCUGAAUGAUCCCACCACCUUUUCUCAGAACCAGACUUCAGAAAUGCUAUCUGACAGCAAACAAUGGAGUGACUGCGACAGAGGUCUGAAGAGAUUGCCUGCCAUUUCCAGUUUAAUGGAAGAUUGUGAGGUGGGUUUUAAUCACUCACAGCACCAGUCACACCCAGCACUUGUACCUAGACCACUGAAUGGGUCCCCUGGUCUGUACCACAGGCCAACUGAGAUUUUGUUGAAUGGACAGCCAGAUACAUUUAACCAAAGGGAUGUGGAAGCAGAUGCCUCUCAAGAGGAAUUCACUGCAGACAUGCCUUAUGAUUUGGACCACAACCCAAAUAAAGAUCUUCCGCUUCUUACUUGCCCCUUGCCUGUUCCACCACUCAGUGAUGAUUCCUUGUUACAGAACUCCUGUGAGAGCUCAUCCAUGUGCUUCAGUGCGCCACUCUCAGAUGGUAUCACCACCCCAUCCCACUCACUUGCCAAUGGUGACAUGGAGAAUGCCGCAGCUCUGCGGGCCAGGAGGGGUCAGAAGAAGACUGAGUGGAUGCCCUCCAUUUAUAAAAUGAAGCUGAGACCACGAAUCCGGCCACGUACGGACAACCGGCCAGACAAUAGUCCAUCUCGUAUUCCUACCCCUAUUGGCAGAGAUACACAACAACAGCAGCAUGAAACUAGCCUGCCCCCUUUGCACACUUCAUCGGAGUCUCCUCACUUCUCCUAUUCCAAUGAGUAUUCAUCAUCUAGAAAUGUUCUCCAUCAAGCUAUCACAGACCUUCUUCAUCCUCAGUCCUGCUCUCCAAGCAUGGGCCCAAAGGAUUGCUCUUAUUCCCCUCCAUCCAACCUGGACACAGAAGCAUGUAUGUAACAGAAUUAGUUGAUGUAAAUAAGGAUUUCCUAUUUCCUAUUAACUUUGGUUGGGGUGCUGUCUAGGGUCUACUCUGUUUAAAGGAACCCCGACUAGUACGACAUGUUGGCCUUAUAAGAUUAACGUUGGCGUCAGCUAUAAAAAAAGGUGGUAUAAAAACAUUCCAAAUGUUUUAGUUUUUAUUAAAUCAGGAGGAUAACGCGGAAGAUGGUACUCGAGAUUUACAUGAAAAUGAAGACAAGUGGUGAGAGGUGAGGAAGCGAGAGUGGGGCAAAAUCGAUGGUGUCUGUCCAGCAACUGCUUGCCAAUGACAACCGAGAAUGAGAGUGUUUGUUGUAAAGAGCUCCACUUUUUUUGUCAGCAGCUGUCCAGGGUAAGCAUAGAUCAAACUAUCAUAUGAUAUAACGUUCAGGUUCAAACUGAAAAGGCUGAACGUGUUAAUCUCACUGUAACCUAGGCUUACUGUCAAGACCUAGCCAGCAACCUUAACACGUCACUCACUACCCAGAAAGCAUUGAGACGUACAUAACCAUGGCGUCCUACGAGUGAACGGGUUUUCUACAUUUUUUAAUAAAAACUAAAAACAUUUGGAGUGUUUUUAUACCACCUUUUUUAUAGCUAACGCCAACGUUAAUCUUAUAAAGCCAACAUAUCGUACGACUUUGUGAAUGGAAGCUAUUUUAUUUAAGCAUCACAAAAAUUACAUGGUGCAUUGUUAUGAUGAGUUUUUUGAAACCUUAUGAGUUGCCCAAUUAAAAGAAGCAACAAGCACUUUUGACAGCCAUGGAUGUGUUUGAAUUUUGGAUUGUUUUCAGGGUGUCAGACAACCAGGUGUUGCCUGACAUGAAUUGAUUUGUUUUGUAUGUUAUUUCAUCAUUUACUUUACGAUUGAGCAAAAAAAAAUACUGAGUAAAAAAAUACUAUCAUACGCAAUACUGUACAUGUUGGGUCUCACACAUUUAAGGCCAAACUUUAUUAUUAUCAUAAUUGUGGCUGUUGCCUUGUUCAUGCAGCAGCAUAUACAGUAGUGCUUGUUUGCAAAAAAGUGCAAUGUUUAUAGAAUGACCAUAAUGCAAUUCCUAAUUCUUUUUCUGAAGGUGAUUUUGAUGUGUUUAUUUGCAUUUGCCAAGGCAACAGACAUGUACAUUUUAAUAAAAGGCCUGUAACAGGAUAAAAGAGCUAUGUAAUACUUCUGUUAUUAUGCUUUUAGAAUUACAUAUAGUGUUAUGUUAUUUUUUUGUUUAUUUCACAACAAUCCCAAUUGAAACUUUAAACAUUAAACAUGUACAACUAAGACCAAAUAUUAUGUAGUCUACCCACCAUAGUUUUAGCCUGGCUAACGCCAAACCUCAUCUCAUUGAGAUGUGGUCUGGGAACUAUAAAUUUAUUUUCUCGUAUUUGAAAUGUGGUUUACGAAUGCCCAGAGCCGUUUAUUUGGCGCUACAAAUGUCUAUCAGAUGCACCUGUAGU
This is a messenger RNA of Alosa alosa (allis shad), 5240 nucleotides long. RefSeq names its product growth arrest-specific 2 like 1 (gene gas2l1). The record is from RefSeq and is a predicted model, not a curated record. Gene Ontology annotation, biological process: regulation of microtubule polymerization or depolymerization; microtubule bundle formation; protein localization to microtubule plus-end. Lineage: Eukaryota; Metazoa; Chordata; Actinopteri; Clupeiformes; Clupeidae. Gene Ontology annotation, cellular component: microtubule plus-end; actin filament; stress fiber. Gene Ontology annotation, molecular function: actin filament binding; microtubule binding; cytoskeletal adaptor activity. The transcript is spliced from 5 exons. The coding region runs from base 603 to 3770 and encodes 1055 amino acids.